UGCUGCUACUUCCUAACCAAACAGGAGUUAACAAGAAGGAAUACAGGAGCUACACGUCUCGAUGUCUGUGCCAUGUAAAUAGCUCACCCAUUAACUGAGAAGGAGGAGUUCUGCCGUGCUGACAUAAACAGACUGAGACCCCUCUGAUGCCUGCAUUGACCUUCUGAUCAGACAUGGGGAAAGUCUACUACAUAAGUAAAAAUGUGGGCCUCGGGAUGCUUGUACUCACGGUCUGUGGACUGGCUACAAUUAUAGCUCUUUCUGUUGCUUACGACAAGGAAAAAUCCAAGAAUCAAGGUAACGUAGGAGAUGGAGCAUCAGAUAGCACCAGUACAACUACACCCAGCACCACCCCUGACACCCCAAAGGAACCCUGGGACCACUACAGACUUCCAGAUUCCCUCAUCCCCGUCUCUUACAAUGUGACCCUGUGGCCACGAUUGAAGCCCAAUGCAGAGGGCUUGUACAUCUUCACUGGACGUUCAACAGUAAUUUUUAAAUGUGUGAAAGAAACAGACCUCAUCAUCAUCCACUCCAGGAAACUCAACUUUACUACCUUCUUUGGGCACCACGCUAAACUGAGCAGCCAGGGUGAGGCCCCAGUGCCCACUAUACUGAAUUCUUGGCUUGUGAAGAAAACUGAGUUUCUGGUUAUUCAGCUAGGCAGCAGAUUAUCGGCGGGAGUAUCCUAUUCACUUCACACAGAAUUUCUCGGGGAGCUGGCGGAUGACCUGGAGGGCUUCUACAGGAGUGAAUAUGUUGAGGAUGGCGUAAAGAAAGUUGUUGCUACCUCACAAAUGCAGGCAACGUACGCCAGGAAAAGCUUUCCUUGCUUUGAUGAACCAGCCAUGAAAGCAGUCUUUAGUGUCACGAUCAUUCACUCACGAGACACUGUGGCUCUGUCCAAUGGCAAGGAAAAGGAGCGUUGGUUUGGAAAUCUGGUAACUCUGCGAUGGUGGAAUGACUUGUGGUUAAACGAGGGGUUUGCAUCAUAUGUUGAGUACCUCGGAGUCGACUACGCCGAGCCCACCUGGAACAUUAAAGAUCACAUCAUCCUUUAUGAUGUUCAGAAGGUGUUUGCUGUGGACGCCUUGGCCUUCUCUCACCCACUGUCACGUGGAGAAGAGGAAGUCAAUGAGCCCGCUCAGAUCAGUGAAAUGUUCAACACUAUCUCUUACAGCAAGGGUGCAGCAGUGCUAAGGAUGCUGUCAGAGUUUCUCACCGAGCCCGUGUUUGCUAGAGGACUCGGUUCUUACCUGAACACAUUCGCUUUUGGUAACACUGCUGUAUCAAUCAUCAACAGGGCACAAAUUAUCGAUGAUGCAUUCAAUUUAGCAAGAGCCAAAAUAAUCAGCACCACGCUGGCUCUGAGAACUACCAAAUACCUGUCAAAAGAGCGAGACUACAUCCCCUGGGAGUCAGCUUUGAGAAACCUCAACUACUAUAUUCUCAUGUUUGACCGCAAUGAAGUCUACGGUGUUUUGCAGGCAUACCUUAAGAAACAAAUACAACCUCUAUUUGAGCAUUUCAAGACAAUUACAUCUAACUGGACAAGAGUACCUACAGGACACACCGACCAGUAUAAUCAGAUAAAUGCUAUUGGGAUAGCCUGCCGUGCGGGAGUGGAAGGCUGUAGGGAGCUUAUAAAAAGCUGGUACAGAGAGUGGAUGAAAAAUCCAAGUCGCAACCCGAUCCAUCCCAACUUGAAAAGCACCGUUUAUUGCUACGCCAUAGCCUUUGGUGGUGUGGCAGAGUGGGACUUUGCCUGGAACAUGUUCAAGAAUGCUACUCUGGCAUCUGAAGCGUCCAGGCUCAGGUCUGCACUGGCCUGCAGCAAAAUACCUUGGCUUUUGAACAGGUAUCUGGAGUACACACUAGACCCAACUAAGAUCCGUAAGCAAGACGCCCCCUCUACCAUCCAGAAUAUUGCCCGAAAUGUUGUGGGGAUGCCGCUAGCGUGGAACUUCGUCAAUGCUAGAUGGAGUUACAUCUUCCAACAAUAUGGAAAAGGAUCAUUUUCCUUCUCUAAUCUUGUCAGUGGAAUCACACAGAGAUUCUCUACAGAGUAUGAGUUACAGGAGCUUAAAAGAUUCAAAGAAGAAAACCUCAGUGUUGGCUUUGGUUCUGCCACCAUUGCCCUAGAGCAGGCCAUAGAGAAAACAACGGCUAACAUCAAGUGGGUGACAGAAAACAAAGCUGAAGUGCAGCGGUGGUUUGCUCAGGAGUCCACGUGAGAACACCAAAAGCCACCACAGUCCUUUUUUCAGUACUGACAGUGAUAUGUAAUUAAUGAAAAUCACUAUAAUCAUCGGUAACAACAAAAGCCUUUUCUCUUGACAAAUGCACAAGGACUGUUUAACUUUUGUCACACAAUAGCCCACUUAACAUCAGCUUUAGUGCAAGGGAAGGGAAGAGACCAAGACAGCGUGUUUGUUUUCUACAUAGUUUACAUUAUAAGUUGAUGCUUAUCAUGAUUUAUACUAUUACCUAAGGCAGUAAAUUUAAUGUAGCGCAGUAGAGGCAGAGAUUAAUGGCAGCAAUUCUACAAGUGGUUAAAAUCGGUUGACAACAGCUGUUUUCAUGCAUGUGCUUGAACUUUCCUAGACAGAGGUGCAUGGGAGAAAUGUCUGAUGUGGUGGGAUCAGACAUUAAACAGUCUCUAUCCUGCCAACGUCCUAGUACAAAGUGCAUAUGAUGUGCGGUUGAAGCCAUGGUAGAAUUAUACUUAAAAUAAUUCACUGAAUUACAGCAAGUGCUGACCACUAAACACAAUAAAGUAUUGCCAGAAGUAAGAGCACAUCUAAAGUUGUGUGCUUCCUGUCACCUGGGGAAAAGGACAGCUUUAGACAAAUGACCUCAUUCACAAAAUUUUAAUUUUAUCAUGUGAUUGUUUGCUUCCAUCAUGUGACAUCAUGUGUCACACCAACACUGUCCUCCUCCUUCCCUGCAUCCAUAAACCUCCUCUAUGCUUUUCUUCUUCUCCUGCUGCUUGGCAGCUCUAUAUAUUUAACAUCCUUUGUCCAAUAUAUCCACUGUCUCUCCUCUGUACAUGCCCAAACCAUCUCAGCCUUCCUUCUCUAACUUUACAACACCAACCAAAAAUAAUGGACACCUUUUAGGUGAAGGGUUUCAGGCAUGGUUCCCUGGGAGGAGACUUGCGAACACCUUGGUAGCCCUCCUGAAGAGCUGGAGGAGGGGACUGGGGGUUUAUGCUUCAGCAGCUACACUGUAACCGUAACUACACAUCAGGCUGAUGCAGCUCACAACUAUUGAGAUUGUCCAGUUCAGCACUGUCGAUUCCUCCCAUGCAUUUCUGGCUACUUUUUUACUACAUUUUUUUUUUAAAUUCAUCAGCGAAAGAAUAACAUUGUGUCAAUACAAGAAAUAAUGAUCAUAGCACCAAUGUAAGGGCUCACAAACUUCAGCAAAUUGUUGCAGGGAGAUUGCUAAAACUAUCUGAAUGGAUGUGAAGGAAGGUCCAAAGAAGUGGUUAUGUUUGCCCCAGAAACAAAGAGUGAGGGGGAAAAGUCUCAGUAUUUCAAAGUAAAUGCCAGCAGCUACAAACUGUUUCAGCGAUAAACAUUUUACUAAUCAAGUUUAAUUUUUUUUUAAACCAUCAUCAUUCUCAAGUAGACAUUUUGGAAAGGUGUGGCUUUUCUGAUUUCCUCCUCAGAUACUGUUGUUUUAUUUUCCUUAGUUGUCAAAUUCAUCAGCUUUUUUGCUUUCCUUACAACACCUUCAUGGCUCCUCCAUGAUUGCCAUUGAGAUAAACAAUUUUCUUCCUUACAAAGAGAGGUGACAACAUGCAGAUAACAAGCACAAACCCAUCCAUUUAAAAUCAUUCUGAUUCUCCAGAUGAUUCCCCACACUUGUGUUUAUCAAUAAGAAUCAUUUAUCCUGAUUCAUAAGCCAGUCACAACUGUCUAGCAAUCAGGCAAAGAUCUCUUACCUGGAUCUGAUUCAGGUGUAUGAUGAGGGCGCACUCAGUUACUGUGCUCCUGUUCUUUGGAGCAAGCCGGCUGCUGACCUGAGAUCAGUUAUAUCUGCGCUGACGUUCAAAAACAAACUCCAAAUCUCUUUGUUCACACAGGCCUGCACUCAAUAACUAAGCCUGUUUUUAUGUGUUUAUCUUCUGUGUUAAGCACACUGAGCUUACAUAUGUAUAUAUUUUCCAAAGUUCAUGUGUGAAAACAGCUUGCCUUUAAUCCAAACUUCAUGUCACAUUUCAAACUGAUUUCCCAUGAAUAAACUUGCAUUUGUACCUGU
Molecule: messenger RNA, 4266 nt
Organism: Neolamprologus brichardi
Lineage: Eukaryota; Metazoa; Chordata; Actinopteri; Cichliformes; Cichlidae
Source: RefSeq, a predicted model, not a curated record